GUUGUUGAUAAGUUUGCAUGACGUCAGCAUUUGCGCGCAGCCGCAGCAGCUGAGGUGAAGAUGGUGAUCGUCAAAGAAUAUCGGGUGGUCCUGCCCUGCUCUGUGGAGGAGUACCAGGUGGGCCAGCUCUACUCUGUGGCGGUGGCCAGUAAGAAUGAGACGGGGGGAGGGGAGGGGGUGGAGGUGCUGAGGAACGAGCCCUGCGAGAGGGACGGAAAGAAGGGACAGUACACGCACAAGAUCUACCACUUAGAGAGCAAAGUUCCCUCGUUUCUGAGGGCCAUGGCACCCAAAGACUCUCUGAAGUUUGAGGAGAAGGCCUGGAACCUCUACCCCUACUGCCAGACCAUUGUAACGAACAAGUACAUGGCGGACAAGUUUGAGCUGAAGAUCGAGACCUGGCACAAACCUGACAUGGGCACGCAGGAGAACGUCCACGAGCUGGAGGAGUCGGAAUGGAAGAAGGUGAGCGUGGUGGACAUCGACAUCGCCAACAGCCCGGUGUCGGCCAACGAUUAUAAAGAAGACGAGGACCCAACUUUGUUCAAGUCAAAGACAGGCAGAGGUCCUCUUGGGCCCAACUGGAAGAAGGAGCUGGAGCAGGACCCUGCGGCCGCGAAGAUGUGCGCCUACAAGCUGGUGACGGUCAAGUUCAAGUGGACGCUCCUUACGAGCAAAGUGGAGUCCUUCAUUCACAAGCAAGAGCAGAGGAUUUUCACUAACUUCCACCGACAGCUGUUCUGCUGGCUGGACAAGUGGGUGGACCUCGACAUGGACGACAUCCGCGACAUGGAGGAGAAGACGCAGAAAGAGCUGGAGGAGCUUCGACAGCACGGUGCAGUUCGAGGCACCUCUGCACAGGAGGACAAUUGAAGCUGAAUUUAUAAAAUGGCACCGUGUCAAAGAUGGAGGCUGAACGGAUACAGCCUCACCAGUAGGGGGCGGUCUUCGAUCAGUCUACAGUCCCCCUAUGGGAAAUCAGUAGUACUGUACCCAACCUCACCCAAUCCUAAGCCUCCUUUCCAUGCAAUCAAUUAAAAAAGAAAAAAUAGAAAAGUAUGUAUAUUUUUUAAAUUGUAUAAAUCAUGAUGGCACUACAUCUCUCUCUCUCUCUCUCUCUCUAUAUAUAUAUAUAUAUAUAUGUAUGUAUGUAUGUAUGUAUGUAUGUGUGUGUUUAUAUAUAUAUAUAGAGAGAGAGAGAGAGAGAGAGAGAGAGGGUGAGGGGUGAGGGUGAGGGUGAGGGUGGGGGGCGACUCCAAACCAGACCCCCGUAGCUGUUCUAGCCUCGUCUUGGCUGACGAGCCUUUCCCCCUUUGGUGCGUAAUGUCUGUUGUUUUGGUGGUUUUUGUUUGUUUCGGUUUUUGACAGACUGUCUAGACACCCCCCCUCCAAACCCACCCCCCACCCCCCACCCCCUUGUUUAUCACUGCGGAGCCUGCAGGUAGAUUCUGAUUGGCGGGGCUGUUUUGCUCCGAGGUGAAGCUGUUUCUCACAGAUUGCCCCCCCCCCCCCGUCAGUCCCGUGGCACUUAGCCUUCCUAUGCACUCCGCCCCCUUUCUCCUCACGUGGCUUUGAUUGUAGCGUGACCGCUGCUCGUUUACAGUGAUGCUCUGCCAGGCGGAGGAAUUACCCAGGAUGCCUUGCGGGUCGCUAGGUUUGCCCUGCAAUAUUCACCCCGCCCCCCUUCUCCCGAAGCCCCACCUCCACAUGUUUACAGGAUGGCCACGCCCCCCCUCACCGAGGCCCUGCCCCUUUCUCAGCUCUCUCUUUAAGCCCCACCUCCUUGCCGCAUGAUCUUCACUGCGAGAUAACGGGCCCCUCUGUCCGUCAGAGUGCCACUGUCGCCUUCAUUUGCACGACAAUCCGGUGUCCUUAACCCCCUGAGUGCCAUUACCUUGCUUUACCUGUUCGAACACAAAGAAGCCUUAUGGGCCGGGUGUUCAGGCAGAUAGGUUAAACACUGAAGUCGAUGAUUUUUUUAAAGUGCACAUCGAGGUGUUUUUUUCUACACGUGGGUCGAAGCUUCGCGCCCGUUUACACACACGCACGCGCGCUGCACUUUGGUUAUUUCUUAAGAACCGUGUGAAACCAGGGUGUGCAUGCUGAUGAAGCCUUCCUGUGCGAGAGGGGUUGUCUCUGGAGAACGGGCUUCGUACGGAUGGGUGAAGAUGACCCAGCUUGCAUCUAGCCCAGUCCUUUCCUGUGCUGUAUUCAGUGUGGUGGCGACUGGCUCUCACCAGCAGGGCGGUGCCCCCACACUCCGAUCACCAAGUGCCUGACCUCUGACCUCUGCCUCACACUCUCUGGUGAUGGGUUCUAGGGAUGAGAAGCUAUACCUGUUAAAACACUGAGUCUCUCUGGAUCCAUUAUGCUGUGGUUUUUCCUCCUUUCUUUUAAAUGUUAUUUUAGAAACGUUUGUCUUUUGGUCUCUUGGCGUAAUUUUUUUUUAAACCUACAGUUUGGUUUCGUCUCACCGAAACAAUGCUGUCAGGGGGUGGGGUUAUUGAUGACAAUCAAACCUAAACUGAACAGUCGUAAAUAUACCUGCAUGUCUGGCUGCUGUUACCGAUGAUUAAGCAGACGGACAGAUUAUUCUGAUUAUGCCUUCCAGUUUCUGACGUCUGUGGAGAUUCGGGGGAAAUUGUGAAUGUAUGACAUUAUACUCUUUCUUUCUCUCGUUAUGUUAUGUGCAGAUUUUGAGACAAUGAAACCUUAAAUGAAUAUCUAAUAAAAUUUCCACACACA
This is a messenger RNA of Conger conger (European conger), 2745 nucleotides long. Its product is annotated as phosphatidylinositol transfer protein beta isoform-like. Gene Ontology annotation, biological process: phospholipid transport. The transcript is spliced from 12 exons. The record is from RefSeq and is a predicted model, not a curated record. Gene Ontology annotation, molecular function: phosphatidylcholine binding; phosphatidylinositol transfer activity; phosphatidylcholine intramembrane carrier activity. NCBI's taxonomy places the organism in Eukaryota, Metazoa, Chordata, Actinopteri, Anguilliformes, Congridae. The coding region runs from base 61 to 873 and encodes 270 amino acids. Gene Ontology annotation, cellular component: cytoplasm.